AUGCUCGGAGCCAUCCUCCAGCGAAUCAACCCCGGCGCCCCUACCGCUGGGGAGGCUGCCCCCCCCAUUGCCCUCAGCCAGGCGGAUCAAGUCCGAAUAAUUGAGUAUCUCCCAGCUGUCAAGAACCCAAACGCGGUGAAUGCGUGGACCGUACUCGUAGUUGAGAAGGAUCACAACCUGUUCGGCUCUUCCCCCCUGUCGGCUGUGGCUGGUCUGCCGCUCAGUGCCCAAGGCCAAACGGCUGACGGAGCCCGAGUGGUCCUCCCGGCCUUUUGGCCGGCGCCGUGGGCGACCAUCCCCCAUUGUUGUGCACAAUGUUGCAGCAGCUGGCCCCAGAUGGCCAGCUCACCCGCGCCCUUGGCCCCGCCCUCUAUCGGGCUCGCCUACGUCCUACCCGACAGGAAUCAGCCAGGCAUCAGGCGCCCUGGCAAGCGUCGAUGGGAAGCCAAAUUGGUCAGCCCAGAGGCCGCCCAAAUGACACCCUAA
Molecule: messenger RNA, 486 nt
Organism: Puccinia triticina
Lineage: Eukaryota; Fungi; Basidiomycota; Pucciniomycetes; Pucciniales; Pucciniaceae
Exons: 4
Coding region: 1-486 (161 amino acids)
Source: RefSeq, a predicted model, not a curated record